Magnusiomyces paraingens is the source of this 5040-nucleotide messenger RNA. RefSeq lists its product as uncharacterized. The coding region runs from base 1 to 5040 and encodes 1679 amino acids. The transcript has a single exon. The record is from RefSeq and is a predicted model, not a curated record. Gene Ontology annotation, cellular component: Sin3-type complex. Lineage: Eukaryota; Fungi; Ascomycota; Dipodascomycetes; Dipodascales; Dipodascaceae.
AUGUCAUCAUCGCAAGGCGAGGCACAAGAUGGGUCUCCCACCUUAAAUAAAAACCCACCUCACUCAUACCAAGAGCCUCUAGCAACUUUUUAUCUUUCCACUUCAUCAUCCCCUGCUGGUUCUGUUUCUUCCUUAAGCUCGGGCGCUGGCCAUAGUGCCAAUAAUACAUUUCAUAAAAACCAGAAUAAUCAUCAGACACAUGUCAAUGACGGAUGCAUCAAUAAAUCAACUAUAUUUUUUAGCGAUCCUUUUCAAAAAUCUGCACAUAAUACUAAAACUAAAAUAUUGGUUUCUGAACCUCCUCCACCUAAGCGUCAAACCCGUUCUUUCACCAACGCACAUUCUAUUUCUAGCAAAACAGGUCUUACUGAAGGACUACCGAAAACUGAAUUAAGACGGAAGACUUUGUUUUCGACUUUGGCACAUACUCCAGCCAUGUCUUCAUACACCUAUACAGCAACUAGCAAACCUAUAAUCCGAUCAUGGGCCUCCAGCUCUCAUAAUGGGAGUGAUACCAACGCCAACCCCAACAGUACUAGUGCUUCUACUUCUACCGCUUCGACAACUCAAAAUGGGAUCCCUUAUAACACAGUUAAUACCCUUAGUGGCUCCUAUAUGAAUAGCUACAAUAAUAUCAAUGCCAAUGAUGAUGGGUUCAUAGAACCUAGAAUGCAUGGCUCGACUGUAUAUACAGAUUCUGUCGACUCAUCAUCUUCCUCUUCUCAACUUCAUGCAAUUACAUAUAACAAUCAACAUGUUCCAGUUCAAAGGUCCGCCACUUCUAAAACCACUUCCCACCCAACACAAAGUCCUUCAUUAGAAAUGAAAAGUUAUUUAAUCUGCGACAGUAUAAUUACUGAUCUUCUAAAAUCAGAGCCAAACUGUACGGUAGUGCAAGAAGAUGUUGAAAUUCAAGGCUAUGAAAUUUAUAUUGUGGAACAAUGGGCUUGUGAACGCAAACUUAACCGUGUGAUAGUCAGUUAUACAGGAAACCCCACGCAUAAAGCUUUAGUCAAUAUCGUUGCCCUUCCGCAUGAAAAGGCACAUACACGGUCUGCCUCUAAUACAUCACCUCAACUCAACCGGCGAAAAUCCAUAUUUUCUCAUUUCCCAGAAACGGCUUGCAGUUAUUUUGAAGAGCUUUUCAAUAACCAUGCGCAUCCAAAAUCAAAUGAUAAGGGUAUUAUUUAUGUAUCAAACCUUUCAUCUUUCCCUUCCAACUUGAAUCUUAUCAGGGUUCCUAACGGAAAUCUUAAGAUGGUAUGGAAUCUAUUUGGAAUCAAUGAAAAUCUCAAAAGAACAGGUUGCAGUGGUCGUUCAGUUCUUUCGCUGGCGAUACCUACGGCAACUAGUGAAGACAAAUUUCGUCAAAUUUUUAAAAUUCACGAAAAAGUACACAUAUCAUACGCUGUUCGCGAAUUAAUAAUAUUACUUCAAUUAGGCCUUUUUUAUUUUGAUUUAUUAAAGCCACAGUACAUUGACGGUCUUUUGUGCAAUGAAACUCUGAAAGCCGCUAAUACAUGGUGGGAUCGAUAUGGCCUUAUCCGUUUUCAAAUUAGGUACUCAGAUCGUCAAUUCUUACAACCCCAAACUGUUGCUGGAAUCAUAGGUGUUGUAACAGGUGUUAGAAACCGAAUUGCAUCUAUUCUAGGCAAUUCUAAAACCUGUAAGGAUCCGUUUGAUAUCGAAUAUUUUUUGGAAACUGUGAGGCAGUUUCAAAAGCACCAACAUUUGUCACGUACAAUGAAGCUUGAUCCCAGUACAAUAGAAACACUUUAUAGUUUGACAUCCGCUUCAGGGGGCUCUGGAAAUGAAUCUAAUGUUCCUGUUAACAGCAGUGGUGACAAAUUUUUUGGAAUGGUUAAAAGCACAGUUAAAGAAGUUUCUGGGAAAACCAACCAAGGUAUUACGGAUGUUGAAACACUAGAUAUCAAUCGUAUGAAGGACUUCCUUCAAGGAGCUCGGACAAGAUACCUAUGGCUAAAUCGCGGCAGCCCUCGCAAGCUUCUACCUAGACAUACGCCUACAACACUAGCUUUGGGAAUUCCUUUAGAUGCGUUUUCUCCAACAGAACUAUUGGCAACUAAUGAAUCUAAAUGGGCUAUUCCACGCCGUGGUCUUCCCAGUUCAAAAAAAAUCACAGAUGUUCCAUCACAUUUAUUACCAGUUGAAGACCAGAAAUUGGUAUCCCCUCCAGGAUAUUUAAACCCACCCCGCGUGAACUCUCCUACCACGUAUAUGCCAAAUUCGGAAAAUGAAAAACCUUCUGAAGGAUAUUCCACCUAUCAUGGUAGUAAUUCCAUUAAAAAUAAUGAUCAUAUUGAUCCAUUGAGUGAACGCAAAUCUGCCGGUGAAGAGUUUUCCGAUGGAAGAAAGCAUAACUCUUCUCAUGAAGGUCGACCUCGAAGUUACCUUCGAGAUUAUGCCGGUUCAUAUAAUGAAUCCGCAAUUGAAAGUUCAGUUGAAAGCGUAAGCGACACGGAUGCUAAUGACCGAAGUGAUAUUUAUAAUGAUAGUGAUUUUGAUGAGGCAAAUGCUAGUAAUAACAAUACAUCAUACAGCAACUUUAACAACUCUGAAAAUGGAAACCACGUUUUACAGGUAUUUGGCGAUUUAGAUAAAUCUAAGGAGCGUGGACAUUCGUUUGAUACCGAUGGAAAUACCGGAAUUCUUUUUUUUAAAGCGAAUAAUAGAUUUGAAGAAAGUGAAGGAAAUAACUCAUCCUUAGAAACAGAAAUCAGACCUGAUAACGAUGGUUCCAUUGAUUUUCAUCGUGAUCAUAAAAUUGAUGGUAUUGAAAGUCUUAUAGGUCGUUUCCAUUCUUCCUCAAAAAAGAUGGAAGAAGCACUUUUGAGCGACUACCACUAUUUCCACCAGGGGAAACAUAAACGAAACAAAUCUCGUACAAAAUCAGACUCUCAUCAUAAAGAUUUAUUCAAAAAAUAUAUGAGGGGAUCUAAGCAUCGGGGACACAGCGAUGGAGAUGAUCCAUCUUUAAAGGUAAACUUUGAUGACCAUUUGCCUCCUGGCGAGUCUGUGCAGGGGUCAUAUUCUGAUAGUUUCCUGUCUCCUGAUUCUAUUGAGCCCGAUGGGGAGUCUGAUUCCGCAGAUUUUGAUUCAUUUCUAGACCCUAGUAAGCCUGCAGAUGAUGAAAAUGAAUCGGAUAUAUCUAAGGUAGAUGGAAUAGAUAUGGAAGGUGAAGGUGAAUAUGAUGCCGAUGAGGAGGACCCAGAUUAUUUUUUUGGGGAGGAAGAAGAUGGACGCCCAGCAAUUGAUAUGGAUCUUUCAUCUGAGCUUUUACGUGUCAAAUCUGAGCCUGCUUUGUUUUCAAUGGUUUGGGGUCAACCAAAAAGUGCCGAUGAAAACCAAAAAAAUUUUAAAACCAAGCAAUCUAAAGACUCUUCUUAUUCUAUUGGUACAUCGUCGUCGUCAUCUUCUUUAAAUGAAUCUCCUUCAUCUAUUUUGAACACUUCAUCAACAUCUGAUUCACAACGUCCAAUUUGGCAAACAGUCACUUAUCGCACUAUUCGAUCGCCCUCUCAUAAAAUUGCAGUUUUGAAACGCAGUCAGUCGUUUUCUCUUAUUGAAGAUCAUUUGGAGUAUGGGGGUGUUCCUCACACAGGACCUCUUGAGUUUUCUCGAGUUCCUAUCAAAGUUUACCGGAGUUAUCAGGUAUCACAAGCAUUAAGCUUCAAGGUCCAGCAAAAUCUCAAUUAUUUUGAUCAUGAGCGUAUUGCUUACAAUAUUUUGGACAAUAAAGUUCGUAAUGUGCUCGAAAACUCACUGCAAACUAAAACCAAGAAUAUGAGCACAGAGAUUCAAAGCAUUGUUCAAAAGGAAGCUGCUAUUAAAAAGGGAUUGACAGAAUUGGAGACUCUUACAGCACGACUACAAUAUGAGGCUAGAACUUUGGAUCUCAAACUGCGUGAUAUUGAAGAGACUGCUCUUUCUUUCACAAAUAAGGUGGAUAGUUUGGAAGAUCGGAUGCGCAAGCUCAAUUAUGAAAACUAUGUUCAUGAAAACAAUGAUUUGACUCGAAUAAAAGGUCGCAAAGAAAAACAAUCUAAAAGCCGUAAGCUUAAAAAGCGUACGAGUAGCUCCAACAUAAAGUCCAAUGCUUCCAGUAGUAGCAAAAGCAAAUCACGCAAAAAGGAUGCUGCCACUCCAGCGGAAGAGACAACAUUAUUUUCAAACAUUAAGUCUUUUUUUUGGGGGACUUUAGCAGCUACUAUUCCUGGCUUAGCAGCUAAUGACAAUCAAGAAAUUACACCAAAAAAAAACCGGAGCAUUACCCGAACUAAGUCUUCUAGUAGGUCUAAAAAGAAAAGUCGGCAAGAUAGCCAAAUUUCUUCCGACAGGCAAGUGUCUGUAACUAGUGUCAAUGGAAGCUCUACAUCUCGCGAAAACAAAGUUCGACGGCGGCUCAAGCUUACAACACCAAUUACUCCAAUCAAUGAGGAUGCAGUAGUGACCUCAGAAGACUUAGUGAGAAAAUGGGAAACACCAUUUGUUACAUCGUCUGAAGAUGAUGAUGAAGAAGAUGAUGAAGAAUCAUUGGUAUAUGACGACACAGACGGCACGACGACUGACCAGUUUAGUCCAAGUGCCAGCACUACUGUGAGUUCGACCGCAAGUCCUGUUAUGGAACCCAUGCAGCAUCGGUUUUCCUCGUCAUCAACAUCCAUGUCUCCUUCACAGCUGCAGCCGUCGCAACAACUGGGCACCCGAUACCAACAUCACCACACGCACAGUGGAAGCUAUUCACGCAGCCCGAGUCAUGUGCGGAGCCUGAGUCACGGCCAGAUUCCAGGAGUGACGUUCCACGUUCCCCAUCAAGUUGGGGUUGGAAUGCAUACACGAUCGCUAUCUGGAUCACCGCCGGCGCCGUCGCACCGACUGCAGCAACCACAACAACAGCAACAUCUCCGUGCCUUGUCACCCAAACCUGGAGUGGUAAUAAGCUCACGGUCUCGUGUGGGAACGCCUUCAGAGCCCUCAUCAUUGCUUGCAGAAAGCUCACAUUCGUUGAAUACGUCUUGA